This is a messenger RNA of Leptopilina boulardi, 3697 nucleotides long. RefSeq names its product calexcitin-2 (gene Scp2). The coding region runs from base 199 to 750 and encodes 183 amino acids. The record is from RefSeq and is a predicted model, not a curated record. Lineage: Eukaryota; Metazoa; Arthropoda; Insecta; Hymenoptera; Figitidae. The transcript is spliced from 7 exons. Gene Ontology annotation, molecular function: calcium ion binding.
GCACGAGCUCACGGUGCGCACUUUGUUGUGUAUCAUUUGUCGUUGAAGUCACGCUAAGAUCCGAUCCAUUUAUCUCUUUGUAUAUUUCUUCCGCUACUUCUUCCUCAAAUUGUGAAACCCUCAAUUAACUUCACUUUGGGAUUUUUCACCUCACACAUUUCUUCUCCAGUUUCUUCUUAUUCAACGAAAGAUAAAAAAAUGCCGCUCUCAGAAUUUCGUAAGAAAAAGCUGCUCUUCGUUUUCAAUACAUUCUUUGAUGUCAACGAGAGUGGCACAAUCGACAAGAAGGAUUUAGACCUCGCAGUUCAAUCAAUUUGCUCUUCAAGAGGAUGGGCAACUGACAAUGCAAAAUUGGAACAGACUAAGGGAACACUGUUGAAAAUUUGGGAAGGUUUGAAACAAGGAGCCGAUUCGGAUCAGGAUGGUCAGAUCAGUCGAGAUGAAUGGUACAUGAUGUGGGAAGAAUACGCAAAGGAUCCAGAUAAUUCACCUGAAUGGCAAAAGAUCUAUAUGAAUUUUGUUUUUGAUCUUGAAGAUACGUCAGGCGAUGGAUCAAUUGACGAAUCAGAAUUCUGUGUCGUUUGCAGAAAUCACGGAGUUACCGAUAGCGAAGCUCGGGAGGCCUUUAAAAAAUUACAAGUUGGCAGCGAAGUCAAUCGCGAGAAAUUUCUGAUACUCUGGAAAGAUUACUUCACCUCCGAUGAUCCAAAUACACCGGGAAACUUCAUAUUUGGAAAAACGUCAUUUUAAUUUUUUUUUAAUUUACUAUACUAUCGAAAUAAAUUUAAAACAAAAAAUUCCUUUUAGUGUAAUGAGACUAUUCAAUUAAUUUCUUCAUAUUGUUUUGAGUUUUUUUUGUCAAAAUUACUUUACUGACUCAUUGGAUACAUAUCGCUAGUCGAUAAUAUUGAAGGAUUUAACAUCUUUGAUAAAUUAUUAUUUAUCUAUUGAUGUACCUAAUAUUGUAUUUCGAUACAAAAAAGAGAAAGAAACAAAAUAAAAAUAUCAGAGUAUUAUUGCGAGAGUAAUAUAUAUAAAAAAAAUAUAUAUAUAUUUAAGAAUGAUUACAGUCGUUUGGUGUCGUUCAAUUAGGGAAUAUAGUCUCGAGUGUUUUCUGUCAAUUGCAUCAUUCGUUGUAAAGCACUUGUCAGUGCAAAUGUAUAAAUGGUUGUAAUAUCAUGUAAAUGUAACACUAUUUAUAAUUAGAGUGUAUCAAAAUAAUAAUAACAAUUUUUUCUCACGUUAAUAAUUCGUUUUUUAACACGAAGUUGGAAAAUUACGUUUACCUAAGUUGAGAUACACUGCGUACACUAAGAGUGGGGGAAGCGCGUUUACCAAUCGCUAUUCGUGAUCCUCACUUUUUUGGCUGCGCGCGCAUUAUUCUCAACUUACGGAGCCUAUUUUUUUAAACAGAUUACAGAUAGCUUAUGAAAAAGAGAUGAAAAAUAACUUUUCAUAAAAAUGAAAAAUAUUGAAAUUAAAAUUUUUAAUUCAUGAAUUAGUUUUCUUUCUAUUGAUUCUACGAAUUUUAUAAAUAUAUUUAAUUGUAGAUUAUAAGAAGUGAAAUGAUAAUACAGAAAGUAUAAUAUGAAAAACGAAUCUAAAGAAUUAAAAUAUGGGCGAAUUUAUAUUUUGACACACUCUAAUUUUUUAUCUAGUUCACGGAAUCUAGUGUCGCAAGGUUCUAAUUUGUUUAUCAUUUUUCAUAAUUAUUUUUUUUAUAAUUAGUUAAAAUAAUGUGUCUUCUUUGUAAUUUUAUUUAUUUAAAAUUUUAGUUAUUUAACAAUUAGAAUUGUAAAAUAUUUUUUAUCAUUAUGAGGAGAAAAUUGACGACGAAAAAUAAUUGAAUUUUUAUUUUUUUCAGUAUCUUAGUUAUGGAAUAUUCAUUUUUGUAAAAAAAUGUUAAUUUUCCUAAAAAUGAAAACAGAAUUUUAAAAUAGUUCAAAUUAUUUAUUUAUCUGAAGGUAUUUUAAAUUUAAGAAACAAUAUUUAAACAUUUUUUUUUAAAUGAACGAAUUUUCCUAUUUGAAAAUAAAUUAGAAUAUUUAGACUUGCUGAUCGAGCAGCAUAAAAAAAUCACGGAGAAAAACAGAGUUCCUUAUUAAUUCAAAAACCUCUAAGAGGAUAUUUUCCAAUUUCUGGUAGAAUAUGAAGAAAAAUAAUUAUUAUACACAUUGUUCACAAUUGUUCAAUUUUAAGAAAAAUUCAAUUAUCACAACUAUGUGAAUUAUCAUUAAAGUCAAAGUAAAAAAAAUCAAUAAAUAUACAUCAAUUAAUAAAUGAAAUAUUCUACACGAAAGAGUAUUUUUCGAAAAGUCAAUAUUGAAGUGAAAUGUAAAAUAAAAAUAUGUAAAAGUAAAGAAUGCAAUUUUUAACAUUACUUUGAUAUAGCAGAAAUAACAGCUUUAAUUAAAGUUAAUAAAUUAUAUAUGUUACAUUUUUAAUUUAUUUUAAUUUUUAAUAAUUACAAUUUUUUAGUUACAAAUUAUGUUUAAAUAAUUACUAUUGUUGUAAAUUUUAAAAAAUUAAUUUUUAAUUAAAAUAAAUGGAGUAGUUUUUAAAUGUCUAAAAAAAGUGACUUUAAAAUUUUUAAAAAGAAUGGAAAUUUUAUGUUUUUUUAGUUUGGACUUAAUGUGAUUAAAAAUAAAAAAAAAAAUAUAUAUAUAUAUAUAUAGGUAUGUGAAAGUUAUAAAAAAAAUAUUGUCUCAGUAAUUCGACUUCCUGUUUAAAAUAUUUAGUUCAAUAUAUUCGUUAUUGAACACUGCCAAAUUUAAAACAAAAAUUCUACGCAGUGAAUUUUAGAAACAAGAAAUAUUUUUCCAUUGUAAAUAAUACUGCAGUCCAUAUAAUAUAUUUGUUAAAUAUUUUCUCUGUAUAUCUUUCUCUAUCUAAAUAGGGCAAAUGCUGUUUGAAAAUUCGUUGAUCGUACAACAGUAAAAGUGUUAAAACAAAAAUAAUCCACAUAACAUUCUCAAUGGACAUUUUGUUGUGCAAUUAUUAUUCAAAUAAAAAUUUUAGUGAAAUUUACUACAAUGUUUGGUAAAAAAUUUCAUUAUAGUAAAAAUUCCCAUAAGAUAUGGUAAAUUCUAUACUACAAUAUUGGAUAACAUUUAUAAUAAUUUUAAUAAAAAUCUAUAUUAAAAGUUUUGGUAAAAUUUACCACAGAUGUUUAGGAAAAUUUCCUAUAUUAAAGUAUGGUAAAUUUUACAAUUAUGUAAAAUCUUUUUAUAAAUUUUCGUAAAAUUCACUAUAGAAAGUAUUUUAAAAUCUAUUAUAAUAGUGUUUGAUAUAAUUUCCUAUAAGGUAUGGUAAAUUUUACUGAACUUCAGGGUAAAAUGUGCCAAACUUUUUUUUUAAUGAACAAAUGUUUCCAUGUGGAUAAUUAGAAAAAAAAACUGUACUACAUCAUAAAUUAUGAGAUCUCUAAAUUAUUUGAGCAAAAAAAAUGUGCAGGACUCUUUAAUAAUAAUAAUAAUAUGCAUGUUUGUUGUAAAUGUAACAAUUAUGCACGAGAUUAAACAAAACAGAUCAACUCACAUGCAUAUUUUUUUUCUUUUUGCUUCAACGAAGAAAAUUUGUAUUAUUAUAUAUAGUUUAUCGAACCGUUAUUAUCUUCUCAUGUAGAUUACAAUUAUUUGUUAAAUGGAUGAACAUAAUUGGUAAUAUGUAAAUCAAUAAAUGUUAUAUUAAUUGGGUA